Arachis ipaensis is the source of this 1110-nucleotide messenger RNA. RefSeq lists its product as uncharacterized. NCBI's taxonomy places the organism in Eukaryota, Viridiplantae, Streptophyta, Magnoliopsida, Fabales, Fabaceae. The record is from RefSeq and is a predicted model, not a curated record.
UUAUAGAUUAGGAUUUAAAAUCAAUUAUUUGAUCCUUCAAUGAAUAAUAAACGUAUUAAAUUUGCCCCCAUAAUUUUUCAGCAUAGCUCACACAUCACGUGAACAGUUACAAAACGGGAAGGGCGAGUGUGACAGGAGGGAGCGGCCGCGCCAUAACAAAUUCGCAACGAACUCAUCAUCAAACAAAUUCCCGCUUCUUCUGAUUCUCCUUCUCUGAUUCAAUUCUUCAAUGGCACAAGAGGCAGCAUUGAUGGCCAUGGAGUCUCAGGUGAACAACGCCAGCUACACGAAAAAGCGAUCAGUGAGGAAUGACAAGCUUCUCCUCGACGACUACAUUCAUUUCCUUCGCUCUCGCCAUUCCCUCGACCUCACCAUGUGUCAACUCAAUCAGAUCAUUCGCAUUCACGGCUUCAAGAAGAUACACCACGCUCCCAAGAAGGUGUUGGUGGACGCGGUGAACUCGCUCGAUCUCGUGAAGCUAUCGCGCUCCACGCUCCACAGUAGCGUCGUCUCAGCGUUCGCGGCUCUUACGGUGGAGGACGCCAUUGCCGAUCUCAACGAGCUCAACUGGCAAGAGUGCUGCGUCACUUCGUUGGAGAAACUCUGCAGCAGCAACAAUAACCACAAAUUCCUCUUUCCUCCUUCAUCCUCCGAUCCUCACCAUAGCCGCCUCCAGUUCGCGAACCACUUGCAGGUUGGGCCGAAAAGGAAGAUCAGUGGCAGCGGUGACGGCGACGAAACGUGCUGCGGCGGCAGAGAACUCAUCUCCGAGGCUUUUCGCAGCGGCAUGCGACCGGCGAAGAUGGUACCUAGGCGUAAGAGGAGCGGCGCUCAUGCUCCUUCUGGUGCUGUAUGCGCCUUAUCCGCGACUGUGGACUCUGCUUCGCUUGCUUCUUCUUGCUGAAUCUAUCACCUUCUCCGGAAAUUCUUCAUGUUAAAAGAGAGCAAGUGCUUAGUUACUGUAACCAUUUAACAAAGAAUGAUUUGGACGUGACUAUGUUAUAGUUGUGGAUAGGAUUAGGGAAGGUAUUACACUUUCAUAUCGGUACUAUAGUUAGUACUACUAAUCUUAAUCAUAUGGUUCCUUUUCAUUUUCUGUAUAAAAUUAAG